This is a messenger RNA of Penaeus vannamei (Pacific white shrimp), 963 nucleotides long. Lineage: Eukaryota; Metazoa; Arthropoda; Malacostraca; Decapoda; Penaeidae. The record is from RefSeq and is a predicted model, not a curated record.
GCUGUUUGAGACGCAUCCGGACGUUCAAGAGGUGUUCAUGCCGUUCAAAGGCGUCGACCUUGAAGAGAUAAAGCAUUCGAAGCAACUACGAGCCCAUGCUUUGAGGUACGUGGGUCCUCAGUUCAUAACCUCCAUACGACCGUCGAUGGAAGAGGAGAACCAGUGGAGUUCCGAGCUGGAGGAGGCGUGGGUCCUGCUCUUCCAACACAUCGCCUACCUCAUGAAAAGCUCCAUGAGGAAAGAGAUGCAACAGUGAUUGUAAGCCUGCAUCACCAACACAGACAUAGAGGGAUACUAUCACGCACUUUCUUGUUGUGAAGCUUAGACACGUGGCUCUGUAACCGGUAUCACAUCCAGGAAACGUAAGAACAGAUAACCAAUCACUUCACAGAGCUAGGAUUCAAUUCGCUGCGCUUUGGUGUUAUAGGUUCAUCAGGAUUACAUGCAACCACAUUGCUACAGAGGUGCAUGUAAUUCUAAUCGAGAUAAAACAUCAAAACGCUAUUGCUCUGUGAAGUUUGUCUGACCAUUCAUACCUUUCCUAUAUUUGUGGCAAUGAACUCAACGUCACAUCACUGCAAAAACAAGCUUGAAAUAAUCAUUACACAUUGUAUACGUAAAUCAAGCGUUCUUAAUUAGCAUUAUGUGAUCGUGUGAUCAUCUUAACCGUCACCUACUGAUAACAGGGUAUAGAUAAAAAAAAGUAGAGGAAAUGCAUAGCUCAUUUAACAUGUAAAGAUUAUAUAUUUCUAGGCCUAUAGUGCUCAGUGACAAACUGGAUCGCUCUGAAUAAAACGAAAAAAUACAGGAUAUGAAACGGUGAAAAAUAUGAUAACAGUUAAGAUGAUAAUCAGUUGAUGGUAUAUACCAAUAAAUAAACAUCAUUUAUUUAAAAGACUCGUGAUCUGUAUUCUUAAAAUUUACAUAUCCGAAAGAACCACGACGCAAUGAUGUAAAAAAAAA